This is a messenger RNA of Sebastes umbrosus (honeycomb rockfish), 942 nucleotides long. Its product is annotated as 28S ribosomal protein S28, mitochondrial-like. The record is from RefSeq and is a predicted model, not a curated record. The transcript has a single exon. The coding region runs from base 244 to 723 and encodes 159 amino acids. Gene Ontology annotation, cellular component: mitochondrial small ribosomal subunit. NCBI's taxonomy places the organism in Eukaryota, Metazoa, Chordata, Actinopteri, Perciformes, Sebastidae.
AAUUUUCCCCAAUUAUUAAAGGGUAGUGAUAAAUAAAAUGUAUGUUAACGAUGAAUAGUAUUCUUUUGUUUGUUACCAAACCUAUGGUGGUGGUUGUGCUGGUAUGUAACAGUUGGGCUUAAAGUUACUAUAAGGAACUUUUAACUGGUUAAGAAACUGUCUCUUAUGAUGCCUCUACAUGACCUUGAUAAGUAAACGAGACCAUCAGCGAGAAGAUUGGUUGUUUUUAUAUAGUUAUUCUCAAUGCCUGUCAUUGGGUCUGUUUCUAAAGUAUUUACUGCAUGCAGGUUCACCAGAAACUUCUUCAGCUCAGACUCCUACGGGGCCUCCGGCAGUGACUGUCCCGCCACGGACAGACCCAGAUCCGGCUUCGCUGCAGCCUUCGACCUGCAGUUGGAGCUCCUGCGGGAGCCGGCUGCUCCUCUAGUCCCCGCAGAUCCGAAUCUGGCCAAAGACAUGGUAGUGGUCGGGAAGGUCUUUCACGUGGUCCAGGACGACCUGUACAUUGACGUCGGCGUGAAGUUCCACUGCGUGUGCCGGCUGAAGUGGGGCAGCAGGGUCUAUCUGCGACUGCAGGACCUGGAGCUCAUUGCCCACUUCCUGGGAGCCAACACUGACACCACGCUGCUGGAGACCCAGGCCGUAUUGGUGGGAGGGAAGGGAGGCACAGGAGAACCAGAACCAGGACUGAGCGGGGCAGACUGUCAGACCGUGCUGCAGUAAAAUGAGAGGUUUUCUAAAGUGAGUCUGGCAGCUGCAGAUCUUUACGGAACGAGGCUCAUGGAAAUAUUAUCGCUUUUGUCCACAGGGGCCGCCAAAAUCAACACAAGAUGAAAGUUCCUUGUAGUAACUUUAAAAUAUUUCGGUACCCCUAACUUUGCCCCCCCCCAUUUGAAAUGAUCUAGAACAGUGGUCUCAAACUCAAUUUACCUGGGGGCCGCU